AUACUGUAUUACCAUUUUCAAGAUGGCUUGAUGGUUGGGCAUUGCACAUAUCUAUAUUUACGUUAGGAGUUGUACAUCUUGUAUUAACUACAAUGGAUAUGCCAGAGGAUUAUUAUGCUCAAGUCCCAUUCGAAACAGACGAGGUCCAUGGAGAGGACCCGUACGAAAAAGUCGGAAUUUCAUCUUUGUCAUCAGGAAUGCCAAUAUCUGGAUACGUUGAUUACUCGUAUGAGGUUGGUCGUAAAGGAAACAGUUCUGGGCAAUUUGGCGGCUGGAUCCAACAUUUCGCUGUCAGCGAUGACGGAACCAAACUAUAUGCUUGUGAUGUGUGGAAUAAGAGGAUACAGUUGAUAUCACUACCUGAUAGAAAAUCCCUUCAUUCGUUCGAGACCAAUAUCGCAGGCUUCAAUUUUCAAGCUCGUGGAAUUCACAUUCUGAGAAAUGGAGAUUUGUGUGUAAACUGUGUUGGAUAUAACGGAACUUCCAAAGUUGCCAUCUUUUCACCAGAAGGACAAACCAUCUCACAUUUUGGGCCCGGAGUUUUUGGUUCAACAAGCGCUAUGGCUGUAGACGAAAUGGACAGAAUAUCAGUUGUUGACAGACGUAAGAUGCGAGUGAUAACUUGCAGUAAAACUGGAAAAAUGGUCGACUCCUUUGAUCCUGGAAUCAAAGAUGAAAUUCUACGAAUCAGUGCAGACAGCAAAGGGCGUUUAAUAAUACCAGAUCAUCUUCAAAACGCCGUCUACGUUUUCGAGCACAACGGUCGCCCUAGCAACGCUAUUAAACCAUCCCCCGGUUGCGGUUACGACUUCAAAUAUCCGGCAGGUGUCGCGUGUGAUUCUCACGACAAUAUACUAGUAGCGGAUGUGGGGAACCACCGUGUUUCCCAGUUCACGUCUGAGGGGGUAUACAGAGCUUCUGUGCUCACGAAACGAGAUAACGGAAUGUGGCGUCCCCAUGACGUCGUCGCCACAAAAUCAGGAUCUUUACUUGUUAGUGAGGUGUCAGGCACAUACAUCAAAGUGUUUAACUUUAACUCCGCCGGUGUUCGUUACUAUGAUUGAAAAAUUUUUAUAACAUAAUAACAUUUUUUAUUUUGUUAAGCGUGUGGUAUUGAGAACACUUUUGGCGCUUGGAUAAGAAACGUUCGUCUAAAUAGUAUUAUUUUACGUUUUACUACGUUUAUAUUACACGAGUUGCUGCGUAUAUAAAUAAUAUGUAAGUAUAACCAUUGUGUAAUCAGGUACAUCAGAAAUAAACCAUUGUCGGAUUU
Molecule: messenger RNA, 1273 nt
Organism: Ciona intestinalis (vase tunicate)
Lineage: Eukaryota; Metazoa; Chordata; Ascidiacea; Phlebobranchia; Cionidae
Source: RefSeq, a predicted model, not a curated record